Molecule: messenger RNA, 4578 nt
Organism: Lacerta agilis (Sand lizard)
Lineage: Eukaryota; Metazoa; Chordata; Lepidosauria; Squamata; Lacertidae
Product: vitellogenin-1-like
Exons: 32
Coding region: 25-4578 (1517 amino acids)
Biological process (GO): lipid transport
Molecular function (GO): lipid carrier activity
Source: RefSeq, a predicted model, not a curated record
CAUUCAGCUGUACCUUCCUCAUCCAUGAUGAAGGCCUUAAUUCUAGCACUGGCAUUGACCCUUGUGGGUUGUCAGCAACAACAACAACAACAACGACCAAGUGAAGGUGAUGUUGCCACAUAUGCAGUCGAAAUUCAAAAUGUGAUCAGACUCCCAGGAAAAGGUGCAGGAAGCUCUGGACUAAAAUUAAAAUGUCAAAUUGCCAUUGGCCAAAUUGCACCAGACCGUAAAGUUCUACAGCUUCAUAGUGUUGAAGUGCUUGAGCUCAAUGGCAUCCAGCCACAGCAGGACUUCAAGCAGUCAUCCAAGCUGACCAAGAUGUUUGAGGAAGACUUACCUGGCAUAGUUACAUUUCGCCACAGGAAAGGGUUUGUUGAUGACAUCAUGGCUUCAGGACACUUCUCAGAAUAUAAACUUGGAGUCUUCAAAGGACUUCUGAACAACCUGCAAUAUUCCAUGAAGCUAGACCAGAAAAGCUACAACUUAAGAGAGAAUAGUAUUUGGGGGAGGUGCAACACAACAUACCUCGUUCAGAAUGCUGUAAAAGCCGAUGAGAUCUUCAUGACCAAGUCCAUGGACUUAAACGACUGCGACAAUGCUGCUUUCAAGAUCUUUGGUGCGUCACAUGUUACUUCAUGUGAAGCCUGUCAACAGAAAGUCAAACCUUUCCAAGGCUCAGCUACAUUCAAGUACAGAUUUAGGGAUGCACAAAAGGGAGACAACGAGAGAACGAUUAUGCAGGUCGAAGGUGUGGAAAUCCGUGAGUUUGCACCAUUCAAUGAGCUUAGCGGAACAACAGGCAUCAUGGAGGCCAGGCUUAAAAUGGUAUUCAUCAAUAUGCAUGGCCACUUGCCACAUGUCCCUUCUGACUUGAAGAGAUGGGGCUCACUUUCCUACAAGUUUAAUUAUGAACUUCCUCCUCUUCCUAUUCCAUUAAUAAAGAGCAACAACGUAGAGAGAGAGAUUGAGGAAAGAUUGCAGUAUUUGGCAGGACACCCAAAUGCAAAGUUUCCAAGAGAUGGUGCAAUUAAAUUCCUGCAGGCUAUCGAACUUGUGCGUGAGAUGAAUGAUACAAAAUAUUUAGAUGUGCUCUUUAGAAAACAUGCCAAUGAGCCAGCACUCAGACACCUCAUCGUGCAACUAGCUGCUGCUGCUGGUACUCCAGAUGCACUUAGAUUCUUGAAACAUAGGUUUGAUCAGAGAGAAAUCAGCAGGAUUGAAGCGACAAUGGCAUUUGUUACCUUCUUUCAUACCUGCACUCCAUCUCCAGAAAUCCUAGAAACAGCUAUGGCAAUUGUGACAGAUGUCCUCAAAGGUCCAAGAAGUUUGUAUCGCAGCUUCACCUGCCUUGCCUAUGGAACUGUUGUUAAAAAAUACUGUUCUUCCUCAGAAACUUGCCCUGACAAAUACAUCAAGCCUUUGAAUGAUUUUGCAAUUAGAGCAAAACGUACAUCCGAUGUAGAUGGACAAAUCCUGGUACUGAAGGCCUUAGCAAAUGUGGGACAUGUCAUCAUUGAGAAGCCCAUCAUGAAGACCUUUGCAACUCUAAUUUCUUCUCCUGACAGCCUGCAUCCUUGCUCUGCCAUGUUGGCUCUAAGAGGCCUUGUUGAGAAGUAUCCUGCACGGGUGGAAGCACUUACUGUUCCAAUCAUCAUGGAUAACAAGAUAGAUCCCUUAACUCGAAAAUGUGCUGCCAUUGUUUAUAUGGAAUCCCUACCAGCUCUCCCUUCAUUGAUGGCAAUGGCUAAUUUUGCAUCAGAGACACCCAUGUCAGAAGUGAAAUAUUUCCUGUUAACUCUUAUACGUGAAGCGUCCACUUGCAGAGCUCCUGACUGCCAAGAAAUGGCUUCUGCCUGCAGAGUGGCACUGAAAGUACUGAGCAUCAGGAUUCAGAGGCCAAGCUAUCGCCACAACAUUGCUUACUUCUUUGGUCUUCACAGUGAACGACUUAUGGCUGGUUUGAGAGCUGAGGUUAUCUCCAUAGGUGAACAAGGAAAUAUCCUCCCAUUUUUGACCAUGUUCAAAACCAGGGCAAACAUCCUUGGCGUCUCCUCUGAUCUCAUAGAGGUUGGCAUUAAGAGUAAAGGACUAGCUCACCUCUUUCAAAGGGCAUAUACAGAAGGAAGGCUCCAUGACUUGGCAUUCCAUGGCAAAAUGCCUCUCCCCUGGAUUAAAGAUUCUGUAGAUGGCCUUAAAAAUCACCCAAAUUUGCAGUGGCAGAACAAUUUAGUAUCUGCAGAAAUCUACGGUGUUGUGCCUACAUGCACUGGACUUCCACUUCAAAUAAGCUUGGUUCAUUUUACUCACACAUCAGUCAAUGGAAAUGUUCAGUUAUCCAUGAGUCCUGAGCCGACAUCACAUUUGUUUUUGCCUGACUUGCUUAACAUCGAUAUGAAACUGAAAACCAGAUUGUCUGUCAGCAUGGACAAAGAUAUGUUCGUGACGAUGGGAAUCGUUGUCCCUGAAUUCCAGGCUAUAAUACAAGAGAAUGCCAAAAUGGUCACCAAUAUCCCUGUGAACGUUGAUGUCUCUAUGAACAUUAAGGAAAGGAGCUUCAAACUUGAACUUCCACCAUGCAGAGAGGAAACUGAACUCAUGUCUUUCAGUGCAUUGACAUCUGUUAUCACUCGCAACCUUGAAGAGGCACCUGUUACCAAGUCAAAUCCACUUUUUGUCCCUCAAACUGUGUCUAAAAUAAUAAGAGGCUCCUUUGAAUCAGCAGAACAACAGAAUGAAAGAAAGGACCAAAUUUCCGCAGAAAGUGGACAGUCACAACGUCACAUGCCUGCCCCUCGACACACUGAGUGUGUUGAAGCAUGCACAUUUGGAUGUAAGGCUUGCGUUGAAUGGUCAAACAUUUAUGCUGGGUGCUCCAUAGAUGACUCUCUGUACAACUUGGCUGGUGAACAUACUUUAAGAGUAACACUCAAGCAAGCUGAUAGAAGAGCACCCAUUGAGAAGUUACGAUUGACUGUUCAAGGAGGCGCUCAUUCUAGUUUACCAAUGGUGCGUUUGACGAGAGAUGAAGAAAGACAUUUAAGAAGAAUUCAGCCCAUCAGCAGCUCCAGCGAAAGCUCUAGCGAUAGCUCUGACAGUUCAAGCGAUGAUUGGGAUGACCGCGAUGAAGAAGAAAUGAUAGAUAUGAAGCAGCAAGAACGUUAUCAGAAGCACCCCAGGAAGACUUCUUUGAAGAGCAGCAGCAGCAGCAGUGACAGCAGUAGCAGCCAAGCAUCAAGCAGUUCAUCAUCAAGCAGUUCAUCCUCAUCCUCUGAACCCAGCAGCAGCUCUAGCAGCAGCUCCAGAAGCAGCAGAAGCAGCAGCAGAGACAGAAAGCAGAAAGGCGGAAAGGGCAGCAACUUCCAGGAGGACCAUGGCAAUUUGCUACGACCUUACGUUACUAUUGUGGCUGAGGCAGUUAGGAGUGAUAAGAAAGAACAGGGCUACAAAUUUUCAAUGUACAUGAAGCAUGACCUCUACAAAGUCCAGAUGAAAAUAAUUGGAACUGAGCUUGCCAGAACCAGGUGGAGAGCAUGUCUUGAUAGUGUUGUGCAACCUUACACAUUCCAGAAUGAACUGAGUUGGGGCAACAACUGCAAAGAUUACAACAUUCGAGUAAAGGCUUCCAGUGGGCUGGUUGCAGCACGGGACGCAUUCCAAAUUGAGUUGAAAUGGACAAAGGUUCCACGCUACCUAGAGAGAUGUGCUGCUUGGGUUAUGGAUCUCAUUCCUGGUAUUGCAUACAUGAAAUACUUCACAGCGGUUUAUCAGAAGAACCCUUCACGUCAGAUUCUGUUCAGAGUGGUUCAGUCCUCUCCAUACACAACGGCUACAAUCUUGAGAGUUCCCGAGCAAACCUUUUACAGAGAUGGCCUCUGUUUUCCAUUUUCUUUACCCGCUUUCGAAACUCCAUCUUAUCAAUCUCCAGCAAAAAGGCCAUUUGAUUUAUUUGAAUUAAUGUCAUGGGCACCCAAAGGAGGUGAAGCUGUAUGUGAGGUGAACAACGAACAGAUCAUGACCUUCGAUAACAAGGUAUUCAAUGUAACUACAACCAAACAUGCCUGUGACCUUUUGGUAGUCCAAGACUGCAACAAAAAUGAAAAUUAUGAACCACGGUUCCGUGUUUGGAUAUCAAAGGCCAGACCUGAUAGUCCAGGAGAGGUUCACAUCAAUAUCUCUUCAGAACUCAGAAGUUAUAUCAGAAUCUUACCUACCAUGAAUAAACUUUCUUUGUUAUAUAAUGAGGAUCGAGUCCUACUUGACAAAAAGGAGUUUGAGGAUGAGAAAGCACACAUUAAAAUGUGUAAAAAUGAGACCACUGUUGCUAUUGAGGCACCACUGAUAGGCCUAGUGAAUGUGACGUACGAUGGCGAAACACUGAGGAUUACAGUCGCUUCCAACAUGAGAGGUAAAACCUGCGGACUCUGCGGAAACAAUGACGGUGAAAUGAGUAAUGAAGCCCAGAUGCCCAAUCAAGAACAGGCAUCAACCACUACAGAGCUUUUGCGUUCCUGGACAUUGACGGAUAAGUGUGAUAGAGAAAUGGAAGCAACGUCUGACUCAGAUAUUUUGGCAGAUUAG